Molecule: messenger RNA, 1158 nt
Organism: Colletotrichum truncatum
Lineage: Eukaryota; Fungi; Ascomycota; Sordariomycetes; Glomerellales; Glomerellaceae
Product: nuclear pore protein-like protein
Source: RefSeq, a predicted model, not a curated record
AUGGCAGGCCUUACGGAACUUCCCCUACGCCCGCUCGCAGCACCGAUAGAUCAUAAUAUCGAUAUGGACCUGGAGAGCGAGAGCGAAUGGAUCAAAACACCUUCUGAAGACGCAUUUUUUGAUGAAGGAGAAGUCCAGAUUGAUCCGUACGGGGAUCUCAUACUUCGAGUUGGGUGUGACCCACGGUCUGGGGAUAGCUAUUCAUUCCGCGUAUGCUCCAAUACCUUACGGAGAGCAUCGCCAUUUUGGAGACGGACGCUCGCCGAGACUAGCAACGAGACUCAGGCAGCCGACGACGGCUGGUACUGGACACCCUCUCUGUUUGCGUGCCCGUACGAAAAGUCUGAUGGAUUGGCCAUACUUCUCAACAUUAUUCAUUCAAAAUUUCACUUGGUCCCAAAAAGACCAACGGUGUCGGAGAUAUACAACGCACUGUGCCUGGUGAGCAUGUACGAAAUGGAACAAGUUCUGCACCCGUGGAUUGAACCUUGGUAUGAGGUUAUCGAGGACCUCCAAUCAGCCAGGGACGGCCAUACGCUUGCUAUGUUAGCAUGUAUUGCAUGGGGCUUGGGCGAUGAAAAGCUGUACACGAAGACGGUGACGGACAUCACACUUACCUGCACGGUAGACGAGAGAGGUCACAUUACAACCGCAGACGGCGUUUGCUUGGAUGAUUAUUUGUACGGCCCACUUGGCUCACCUAUGAUAUCCGACAACAUCCGCUCGCUCCGAAGUCAGCUGGCUUCUGACAUGCCAUCGCACAUCAACAAAUUAAUCACCAGGUUGAUAGACGGUAAAUGGAUGUGCGUUGGAAUUUCAGACAUUCCUAUUACGAAAAACAAGAGGUGCGACUACGUCGUAUUGGGCAGCCUCUUUGCAGGCAUGAUUUACGUCCGAGGCUCCAAAGCGACUGAGCUUGAGAUUAGGAAGGACGAGAGUAUUGCAGAUCUGCAUAAGUCUGUCAAACAGGUUCUAUCGCACGUUUCCUGCUAUGAAAAACAUUCAGAGUGUAAUCCUGCGGAGAGGAUUGCCAUGGCUAUGAAGGACACAAUUGAAGAGUUGGACACAACACUAAGCGCGAGCAUUGUUCAAAGAAUGCGAGAGCAGCGUAUAAAAGCAGGCCUAGAAGCAAAAGCAUUUGAUGAAGAGAAGACAUAG